AUGAAAGAAGAAGAAGAAUCUUUAUCUUUAUAUAGUAAUAUGGAACCAACCAAAGGCAACCAAAUGGAGUUGAAAUACCUGGGCAUCCGCCGCCAGCCGAAAUACGAGACCCCAACAAAAAUGGGGCCCGCGUUUGCUCGGCACUUUCGAGACUGCCGAGCAAGCCGCCAGGGCUUACGACCUCCGGGGCCACCUCGCGAUUCUCAAUUUUCCGAAUACGACCUCCGGGGCCACCUCGCGAUUCUCAAUUUUCCGAAUGACGGCCAAUACCGAGACCCCGGGCCAGCCAUGCCAAGUAUGGUUAUUGCGAACAAUUGA
Striga asiatica is the source of this 318-nucleotide messenger RNA. The record is from the annotation of a GenBank genome assembly. NCBI's taxonomy places the organism in Eukaryota, Viridiplantae, Streptophyta, Magnoliopsida, Lamiales, Orobanchaceae.